Molecule: messenger RNA, 4516 nt
Organism: Mugil cephalus (flathead mullet)
Lineage: Eukaryota; Metazoa; Chordata; Actinopteri; Mugiliformes; Mugilidae
Gene: rnf34b
Product: ring finger protein 34b
Exons: 9
Coding region: 381-1718 (445 amino acids)
Biological process (GO): protein K48-linked ubiquitination; proteasome-mediated ubiquitin-dependent protein catabolic process; negative regulation of extrinsic apoptotic signaling pathway via death domain receptors
Cellular component (GO): cytoplasm; plasma membrane
Molecular function (GO): ubiquitin protein ligase activity
Source: RefSeq, a predicted model, not a curated record
GGUAUCGGAUCUAAGUAUCUUGUUUAUGGUGGGGGUAAAAAAAAAAGAAAAAGAAAAAAGAAAACAAAAAGAAAAAGCAAAUUCACUGGAAUAAACCAAUCCUGUGAAAAUAGCAUGAUGCGUCUGUCGGACUCUCACAUGCGUCUUUACGCACGGCACCGAACGCCCACUGGCGAUGUGUUAAGGCGGAUUGGCUGCUAAAGAUACCAGCGCCUGUGCGCUCUCUGCGAUUGGCUGCGGCUCUCUUGGCCAUUACGUUAUGCUUACUCCACACACACUGGCAGCUGGAGAGAGGGAAGACGUAAUGGUUUGAUUCCCUGUGCACUUGCAAUGGUCGUCGUCCUGACAUUACUCGGCAAAUUCCUCAAACGGGAGGUGCAAUGAAGGCGUCUCCACAGGCGGGGGCAUCGUCCAUGUGGGCGUCAUGCUGCGGGCUGCUGAACGAGGUGAUGGGCACUGGCACGGUGCGGGCGCAGCAGCCGGGGUUUGGAGCAGGGGCGGGGCCUUUCCGCUUCGCCCCCAGCGCCGGGUACUCCACGUACCCCCCAACCAGCUCAGGGAGCGCCGGGCAGCUGUGCAAGGCCUGCGGACUGGCCUUCUCCGUCUUCAGGCGCAAGGCAAGCAAAAAGGAAAACAGACCUGGAGCUUUCUUAAGCAUGAGGAGACUUUUCUCACAAAUUCCCGCUGACUCAGGUUCCCCACACUUGUCUGAGAGCCUAUUUAGUCCCCAGAGAAAACCUCUUGCCCGGCUGACUGCCUGCACGACCUGCCACCUCCUGCGCGGCACGGCCUUCCAGCGGCCGCGGCUCAUGCAGCUCCGGGUGAAAGACCUGCGGCAGUACCUGCUGCUGCGCAACAUCCCCACCGACACAUGCAGGGAGAAGGAGGACCUGGUGGACCUGGUGCUCUGUCAUCAGGGGACGAGGGAGACCCAGAGGACAGUGGUGGUGGAAGAGGACGAGGAGGAGGAAGAGGAGGAAGAGGAGGAGGAGGAGGAAGACGACACGCAUGAAGAGGAGGCAGGGGAGGAGGAGGAGGAGGAGGAAGAGGAGGACGAUGACACAGACAGUCUGCACUCGCUGCCCCACUCACGUGCCGCCUCGCCCCACCCCGCCACGCGCUCCACCUCUGAACAGUCGGUUCUGUCUGCCUCUCAGGGAGACGUGCUCAGCCCAAGUGACAGCUCAGGGACCACCAGCCAGGAGCAUGAGGAAACUCCGACAGCAUCCCUCUUGAACCUGGAGCCCACUGAAAAUAUCCUAGAGGUCAGCCCGGCGACACAGAGGAGGAUCAGAGCCUCGCUGUCUGACCUGGACAAUGAAGAGGCAAUAGAAAACCUCUCCGUCCGCCAGCUGAAAGAGAUUCUGGCCAGGAACUUUGUCAAUUACUCUGGCUGCUGCGAGAAGUGGGAGCUGCUGGAGCGGGUGCAUCGGCUCUACAGAGAGAACGCGCAGAACAGGAAAUCCAUGGAAAAUGUGAGCAUAACGGCAGUGGUUGCAUAUCCUCCACCUCUCUGCAACAGUGGAGUUGGAGAUGGUGUCAAAGCUCAGCUGGCGGCCGACGAAAACCUGUGCCGCAUCUGCAUGGACGCCAUCAUCGACUGCGUGCUGCUGGAGUGCGGCCACAUGGUGACCUGCACCAAGUGCGGGAAGAGGAUGAGCGAGUGCCCCAUCUGCCGGCAGUACGUGGUGCGGGCCGUGCAUGUCUUCAAGUCUUAAAACUCUCGUGUGUGUGUCUGCGUAGGGGCGGACCCUCGGUUGGGGGGGGGCGGGGGCCCCGAGCCCCGAAUUUAUCACUGAGGACGAAACGGCCGUGCAUGACGUCUAAUGGGGGCCUAACGCUGCAGCGGGCGUGACUGUUGAAAGCCAGACUGUUGCCUGUGUGGUCUACCACGGUGGUAACCCCCCGACCCCAAGCCCUUCCUGUCCCACUCACUAACUCGUGUUCCAGCCCCACGUCUCCUCCUCCUCCUCCUUGGUGGACCUUCAUCAGCUGUGCCGGGACACUCACUCUUUCUCUCUUUGGUCUGUUAAACACGAAGCAGAAAGCCCUGCCAUCACUUUCUACUACUACUACUUCUACUACUACUCUCCAUUCUCUGUUUAGAUUCAACCCCUAAGAGAGGAGAGGUCCUGUGGAUACUUGAAGCGGAUGCGAGUGUGAAAGAGAAGCAGUCUGACGAAAUACACGAGAUCCCAGGGUCAGAGUCAAUAUGGUUUACACAGUCAUGCCACAUGACGCCGUGUUUCCUCCCUCAGUGUUCUUUAGGACGUGCAAUAUCAGAUUAAAAAAAAAGGAAGAAGAAGGAGAUUUUAGAAAAUGUCUGUCGUUUUAUCCGAACGCCACGAGUCGUCUCGUCUCACACACACACACACACAGGAGCGUCGCGGGUGCCAAAAAUCAUGCCUUCAAGUCCGGAUUUGGUUUCACAGCGUAUGCAUCUCAUGACCAGCAAGCUUGGUGUGACUUUUGUUUUUCCUCAGAUUAACUUUAGGAAACGAAGCGUGUACGUGCGUGUACGUGCGUGUAAAGCAUUCAGCACUCCGGUGCAGGAUGGGAUCGUUUCUCCACUUCCUAAAGUCUUUGCUCUUUUCUGCUUGGUCACGUUUGUGUGCGGAUUUCCAUCCCUAUUACUUAUACAAAACAUAUUAUUACAAAAUAUAUAUAUAAGUAAAUAAACUGAAGGACCACUUACAAGCUUUUUUCUGGAGCUUUCAGCUGCAGUUGAGUAUGCAGAUGGUUCCUUCACAUGACAUCAUGUUGUCCAGAGCUGUUAGGUCUCUAUAUAUUUGGAUGGUUGCUGUCACUAUUUUUCAUUAUUUUUACUAUUCAUCAAAACUAAUUCAAGUUCAAGUUAUGGUUGACGUUCUUAAAGUGCAGGCUGAGAGAAAAGGUGAUGGACUUUGAACCAUUUUAUACAACGAUCACUCAAAAGUGAACUUAAAUAAAAUGUUGAUUUCCAAUAAACUGUCAGGAAUCCAGGCAAUCGCUACCUGAAGUCAAGAAUUCACACACGUCACCAAAGAAUGUUUUUACAGGCCUUCACUGCGCCUUCACCUUCAAAUGCUCCUGGGUUGUUUUGGGUCGUCGUCCGUCCAGUCAUGUCGGCUUCAUUUUGGCUCGAUUUGAGGAGACACUGCGUCUGUGUAUCCUUCCACAGCCACGUCAAAAGAAAAGGCAGUCUGCAAAGGCCCUUUUAUUUGUUGCCAAGCUAAAAAAAAAAAAAUCUAUGCCAACCGGUAGAUUUGGCCUCUGCUAAUGUUGCUGCUGUGUAGCCUGGGGACGGCCACACUUCAGAUCUUUUACACCAUUUAUUUAAAAGAAAUAACAGAGGAACCUUGCGUAUCUGGAAAUGAAACAUCUGAACAGUAAUUUCAGUCGCUUCUGAGCCCCUGAGAAUAGAGACCCGUGUAUAAAAUGGUCGUAAUUUCCACCCGAUCUGUGCGAAGCCGAGAGUCUGCAUUCAUUAUAUACUAUAACCUGAAUGUGUUUUGAUUGUUUUGAUGGUUAAAAGAGGCUCACGUGACAAGUUUUCUGCUGCAAGCUUCAGCAAAGACAGCUGAUAAGUGGACCUUCAGUUUGGAUUUUUAAUACUAAAAAAAAAAAUAUAAAACUCCUCACAACUUAAUUUCAAAUACCAAGCAAUACAGUUUAAUUUCCACGUCUACCAAGUGUUUGUUGUGUCCGUCAAUCUCAAAUCUUAGGUAGGUAACAGGUGCUACUUCCUCUCUUUGUUUAUUUAUUGUUUUGGACACUAACAUAUUAUCUGUGACGUCGUUGUCGAGGCAUCGUUCCAAAUGUCCAUCACACGGCGAGAGGCGGAGGACGCCUCAUUUACUUUAACCUGUUAUGCAAAUGAAACACUUUCUUCUUUGAGACCCAGUUGACUCAGAUGUCACUAGAAAUAUGUGUGUGUACAGUAUGCCUGUGGUAUGUUUUCCAAAAAAAAAAAAAAAUGCUGUUUAAGUGAAUCGCAUAGAAAGCUUAUAUUGUUGUUUACUGAUAAGUUAUUAAAUGUAUAUUUUUCCAUUUGCUCGGGGGAUGACGUGAUUUAAAACUCUAAUAAAAAAAAUAUUAAUAAUAAUAAUAUAUAUACAGUUCUUGAGAAUGUACUUCAGCUGGUUUCGGUCAGAUGAGUUCGAUCAUGUCACUCUCUCGCCAUUAAAGUUGCGUUAUAGUCUCGCUUUGUAGCACCUUUUGUCGUCUGCUUCAGAUCCAAAAAAAACUGACACUCGCACCACGCACUGUAACAGACACUGUAACAGACACUGUAAUAGACACUGUAACCCUGUAAGUCCGUUUGUUGAUGCUGCUGCUGCUGCUGCUUCUCAGAGAUGUCAUUCACGGGGCAGCUACAGUAUUAUCAGAGUUGGGGGUGGGGAGGGUAUCAUGAGCACCCAUAAUCCUGGAUCUUUAUACUUUAUACUUUGAAUGUUGAACCUUUUUAUUUUGGUAAACAAGAGAAAAUGAUUUAUUAGAUUCAAUAAAAUGCAGUACUACGAACCAAACGGUAAAA